Messenger RNA from Mya arenaria, 2068 nucleotides. Its product is annotated as dynein light chain Tctex-type 5-like. Gene Ontology annotation, cellular component: cytoplasm; cytoplasmic dynein complex. The coding region runs from base 424 to 1077 and encodes 217 amino acids. Gene Ontology annotation, biological process: microtubule-based movement. Lineage: Eukaryota; Metazoa; Mollusca; Bivalvia; Myida; Myidae. Gene Ontology annotation, molecular function: dynein intermediate chain binding. The transcript is spliced from 3 exons. The record is from RefSeq and is a predicted model, not a curated record.
UUACAUGCACGUUAAAUGUUUCGUAUUCUAUACAGCGACACAAAGGGAGCAUUUUGCUUUGGAUUAUGUCAAAGUAUUUUCCGCUAUUUAAAAGUGUAUUUUGAAGAGAUAAUGUUAAAUGUUUAGUGUUUAAUAAUGCUCUUCAGAUAUUUGAAGUUGACUUUUAAUGGAUGUGCUGCAUGUUACAGUGGAAUACAGUUUGUAAAUCUGGAAUUUUAUUGAUACAAAACUUUAAAACUUUAUUACUUUUUGUGAUUUAAGAAAGCAAAACAUUGCAAAAUGGUAUUUUAUCUGAUUUAGUCAGUGAAAGUUAUACAUUUAUUUUGGAAUAAAUUACGCCUAAAGAAAAUGUGGAAUGUACGUCGAAAAUAACCUAGUGGAUUUACUGGUGAAUGUACACAAACAAUACUAUUUAAACGUCACAUGACAAUGGAAAGAACUAGUUUUAAAGGCUCCUCCCUCCAAGUGCGAGUGGUCAGUUGUCGAACAGUAGACACGCCCCCAUCACGUGACAACACUGACCACGAUUCCAGGAUGAAGGCCAGGCACAUGACACUAGCUUCACCGAGAAUGGGCAGAGCAAAGGUCCUUCCCAUAAGCAGCGCCAGGUCCUCUACGGCCCCUCCGACACUCAGAACGGAAACGGCCACUUUUCUGGAGGUCACGCCUAUGGACAUAUCACUUCCGACAUAUUCCGACCACAGACGCCAGAUCCGCCAAGAAAGCAAAUACAAGAUGGCGCCGGCGACGGAGCUUCCGGUGGAGCCGCGCAACAUUGAAAUUGCAGUAGAAAAAGUGCUGUCGGACAAUCUUCACGAUAAAUAUUACGAGGCGUCGCAAAGCCGCCAUCUUAGUCAGUUGCUUAGUGCGCGUGUACUAGAGGAAGUUCGAAGACAGGCCCCCGGGAACUAUAAAUUCGUGGCCGUCGUUUCCAUAGGGAGCGUUCGUGAGAGACCGGGUGUACAACUCGGCUCCAGGUGUUUGUGGAAUAAGGACACCGACCGUUUCAUCACCGCUAAAUAUAGUAACAGAUCUUUAUUUGCAGUAGCGAUGGUGUAUGGAUUGCAUUAUGACUAGUGUUUAUUGCUUGUAUGUAUAUUGUUUUAAAUAUUUACGGACGUCAUGAAAAGUGUGCUAUUUCGGGAUCGAUUUUUUCAGAGCUGUUUCAUUUUGAAGAAUAUCAAGUUGUUUCCGAUUGCUACUACGUUCGUGUCUUCCCUAAGGCUAAAACCAAUUUUAAUGGUUCUGUAGACUUGCCUGAUUACAAUAUGGUAUUCAAAAACAUACAAAUAGGACUUAAGUUAAUGCACCAGUCAAUUGUAACCACGGCCCCCAAGGUCCGGGGAAUAGCGGGGACUUUGACCUUCGGUACAGCCAAGCCCGGGUAAAAUCCCCGCCCUGCGGUGACGAACUGAUAGUAAAAUCCCCGCCAAAUACCCCUGCAACCAAGGAACCCUGGGUAAGGCCCAUUCCCCGCUUUUUUAGCACGAGGGAAAAACCACCGCAUUGACCCGGCACUGCGGGGCCGCAUGGAAGGUAAAAACACGGCCGUUGCCCCGGCUAUCCCCGAUAUACCACCGGACCUGGGGCGAGGGGCGUGGUUACAAUUUACAUGUGCAUAACUAUAAUACCAGUAAAAUUCAUUUAUGUAUGCGUCCUAGCUUCAUUUAUGAAUUUAUUAUUAAACAUUUAAUGUGUUAAGUUUUACACUUUCGUACCCGGUAUUUAAUACUGAAAUACAUAUGAACAAAAUUGUACGCACUCAGUUGUAUAUAUUUAUAAAGAAAUUAGAGUCGGACUCUUUUUUAAGAGAUGGUUGGGGCACUGCACGCUAACUAUUUAUUUUGUUUGUCCUAAUUAAAUUAACAUUAGCCCAUAGCUCAUGAAAAUCAGACCCCCCCCAUACACUCUUCACGACGUUACGUUGUAUAACGUAUUGCAAUGUAGUAAAAGUCCCGAAAUGAUCUUAAUGAGAUUGCAUUAUGCCUCAACCUUAUGUUUCUAUAUUAAAUAUUCCGUUCCAUGUAUGCGCUUUCAAAUGACAAUUUUGCUCAGAUGUAUUAGGUGU